Episyrphus balteatus (marmalade hoverfly) is the source of this 2582-nucleotide messenger RNA. RefSeq names its product vacuolar protein sorting-associated protein 16B (gene Vps16B). Lineage: Eukaryota; Metazoa; Arthropoda; Insecta; Diptera; Syrphidae. The record is from RefSeq and is a predicted model, not a curated record. Gene Ontology annotation, biological process: vacuolar transport; intracellular protein transport. Gene Ontology annotation, cellular component: cytoplasm. Bases 136 to 1491 code for a protein of 451 amino acids. The transcript has 3 exons.
UGACUGACAGCAAAAUAGUUCACUUUUUUGCUUUUUUAUUUGUAUUUAUAAACAAGUUUAUUUCCUUUAUAUUUGUUUUUGUAGGAUUAUGCAAAAUAAAAUCAAACAAAAUUUAUUUACAUUUAAGAUAAACUAAUGGACAUCAAUCAAGAUCCGGAAAGCUACUGGAAUAGGUCAGCCAGCAAAGCAUUCAGUUUCGACGACGAUGACGAAGAUGUGGAGGAAGAUAAUGCAAGUCUUCAUAGCUCCAGAACCGAACACAUUUUCACUGACGAUAACAUUUCUGAAGCAAGUUUUGAUAACACAGCAAAUAUUCUGAAUCUAACAAUCCGUUCAGUUUUAUGUGAAGCGGAUUUGGAAUUAAUAUUAAAUGAACAGUCUCUUGAUAGUGACAUCAUUCCCAAGGGAAUUGCACCAGACGAAGAGCUCAAAUUGCUACGUCGAAAGCUUCAGAACAUGGUUCAUGUGCCUUCACUUAAAGUAACCGCAACAAAACUGCUGCACGGAAAACUAUGUCCAUUAGAAGUUUACAAGUCACUGAAUGAUAAAGAGGAACUUCUGGACGAAGUACUUCGCAAUGGUGAUGGUAAUGCAGUAGUUGGUGUAAUCCUUUUUUUGCAACGAACAUUGAAUAAAAAACAAUUUUAUCGAAUUCUUCGUAAUCGUCCGAAAGCAAGUGAUCAUUAUAUCAAUUACUUGAUACAAACAAAAAACAAAGAAGCCAUAGAAAUACUCACUAUGCUUGGGAGGCAUCAAGAAUCGGCAAUUGUACAGUUCAAAGCUGCAAUCAACGGACACUCGGAUAUAUUAAUCAAAGAGCAAAAGCUUAAACAAUUCAUUGUUGCUUAUUCAUCUGACCCUGGAAUCAUUCCUGUGUUUCAUCAAAUUUUCACCAACUCUUUGAAUCUCAUACAAUUUAUUGAUAAGACAAAAACUAGUUUUGACGAUGAAAUUAAUGUUGAUUCAUCGGUUCUAGAGGUUUUGUAUUCAUGUAGUUCCCGACAUAAGUGGAAAGACUUGGAUACAACAAGUCCAUUAAGCCCAUUUAAGAUUGCAGCUGACUAUCAAAUAUCACCAGCACAAUUCGAAUGGACAGCAUUGAAUGAGCGAGCGAAAUCCCAAUCAUAUCUCGAUUUGGGAGGUAUUUUUGAAAAAUCAUCGUGGAAUUUAAUAACAAAACAGAAACAAUUUCAUAUAAGUUUCUCAUUAGAAACGGCAAUACAACGUUUAGCUGAUUUAAAUGCACCUCUGCCUGUGUUGUACUUUUUUCUAUCCAAACUAAGCAAUCCUAAUCAAAAAUUGGUUUUGUCAAAAAAAGUAAAAUGUACAAAGGGAAUAAUUGAUGCAUUGGUGGCACUCAAGGAUGUACAAGUUUUAGAGAAUUUUAAAGAAACCCUUAUCAAUGGAAGUGAAGAAAGAUUUUAUUGUGAGCAAGCCUUGACAAAUGUAAACAAAAAAUGGUCAACAGAAGGACUUAAAAUAAUUCGUUAGAGUUUUUAUUUUAAUUCGCACGUUCUACAUUUAUAUGCGCACAUAUUAUACAUAAUAACGCUAAUAUUUUUGUUAAAAAAAAAAAUAAAAUGAAAUUUUUUUUAAAAACAAAAUUACUCUUUUUGUGAUGAACAGAAAUUAGUUGCAGUAUUUCUGUAAGUGGGGAGUUUUUAAAAUACCGCAGUAAUGAAAUUGAUUGAUCCUAAACCAAUGCUUCAUAACUGAGAAUUAAACACAUUUAUUUUACAAAAUUCUAUAGACAAAAAGCAUGUGUUCAUGAGGUAACUCUAAAUCGAAAAACUAUAAGGGUAAUUUGUUCGUUAUGCUUCCGAAUGUAAGAAAAAAAAAAAAUAAGUAAUUAGACCUCCUAGAAACUUUUGGUUUUCAGUUAUGACUAGAGCUAAAAAAGAGACCUUCCUUUUGAUGAAAUUUUUGAAAAUGCCUAUUUUUUAGAUAAGGGGAUUUUUUUUUUAAAUCUUGAAAAAAUAAAUUUAUAAAUUUUGUACCUGAAUGCAAUACCCUUUUCACUGUGAACUCGUACACUGUAAACCAAAACAUGUUUCGAGGCUUUGAUCGAAAGAUAUCGGCCUCCAAAUGUAAAAAAAAAAAAAAUUAUUUCGAUUGCAAAUAAAUCAGCAACCAGACCUCCUAAAAACUUUAGGUUUCCAGUUAUGAAUAGAGUUUAAAGAGACCUUCCUUUUGAUGCACCACUAAUUAGAUUUUGAGGAAAUUUUUUGAAAAUUCAUUUUUCUAAGCAAGGGGAUUUUUUUCAAAAAUCUUGAAAAAAUUAAUUUAUAUAUGUAUGUUUUACCUGAAUGCAUUACCCUUUUGCCGUGAACUUUAUAUCUGUAAACCAAAACAUGUUUCGAGGCUUUGAUCCGAAGAUAUUGGCUUCGAAAUUUACGAAAAAAAAUGAUUUCGAUUGCAAAUAAAUCAGAAACCAGACCUUAUGAAAACUUUUGGUUUUCAGUUAUGAAUAGAUUCUUAAGAGACCUUUCUUUUGAUGCAUUUGGAGGAAAUUUUUUGAAAAUGCUUUUUUUUAGACAAGGGGUACCUACUUUUUGGAUUUUUUUGUAAAAAUCUUGAAAAAA